AUGGACACCAAAACGCGACUGCGCAAGGCUUGUGAUGCCUGCAGCAUUCGCAAAUGCGACGUGAGUGGACCGCCUUGUCGGUCCUGCGCCGGCUUGGACAUCCCCUGCACCUACGACAGACCAAGUCGACGGCGGGGACCGCCCAAUCGCCAUGCCGAGGCACUCAAGAAACAGAAAGUGGAUGAUCAUCCGUCGCCGCUAAGCCCACAACCCGUGGCUAGUCCACCAACUCCUCUUAAUCUUCAAAACACGCCGUUCCCAACUUCGGCAGAGUCAAUAUGCUCCCUGCACACGGUGCAACUGCUGCUGGAUGACUUCUUCACGUUCAUCCAUCCCCUGGUUCCCAUUCCGCAUGAGCCGACCUUUCGCGCUGCGUUCGGGCGCCGAGAAGAUGUGACCAAUCGUACGUUCUUGGCUCUUCUGGCCUCGAUGAUCGGUUUCCUGGUGGCUUCUUUUCCCCGACGCCCCAAACUCCGUCUCAAUACUGAGGCCGAGAGGUCUGCUUUCCCCAACUCGGUGACCUUGGUCAAACGAUGUCAUGAUGUCGCCAUCCAGGCAAGAGGGACGGGCUAUCUAGACCGCAAUGUGACGGUCUACGAUGCUGCUAUCAGCUACUUCCUGGGCGUCUGUGCCGGCUACGUUCACAGCAUGCGCCGGUGUCGUCUGUAUCUCGCUGAAUGCCGGUCUAUGCUCCAAGUUUAUGAUCUGUGCCGAACGUCAUCUGGAAGUCUGACCAGUACGAUCUCGUCACCCUCAGCGAUAACAGAUCAACAUAGUUUUGGGUUUGACCAACCCGUCGACUUGAUCACCCAAGAGCUCAGUCGUCGUCUUUUUUAUGUUGUUCUUGUCGGAUACCACUCUCUCCACCAGUUUGGAUCUGCGAACGUCAAACUCCACAUUCCGCCAGAAACACCGACAGCUAGCUAUCCGCCCCUCCCACUGGAGAUCGAUGAUGAAUUCUUGUUUCCAACACAUAUGGAACCACAACCAUCCGACAGAGUCUCGCGGCUUGUUGGGUUCAACGCUAAUGUACGGGUAUACAGCUCCUACAACGCUCUGUUGGCCUGGGAAGUCGCCUUUGGCAGCGGACAAGUCUUCGAUUGGGAGCGCCAACGCUCUACCAUCUGGGACGGUCUCCAGAAAGCCAGAUCUGCGCUUCUCGAUGUUCCUGCCGAGUUAUCCCUCCACUAUCCGAAAAAGACCCCCGCUGGAAUGUCGGGCAUGAGCCAUGAUGGCACGAUGUAUAGUUACUCGGAGGACCACAUCGACCAAGAACGGCGCGGCAUCCAGUAUGAGAUCCAGAAAGCCAAUAUAUACGCUAGUCAGCUGUGUACGCGGUCAUAUCUGGUUGAUAAGUACUGGAAUCUGUUCGAGGCGUUCUCGAAAUACGAAGCCUUGCGGAAUGAACAACAGACCACCCCGAAUGCCACGCCGGGGGUCAGGAUUGAGGGUGUUGCCGCAGAUCUGCCAGAUACAAACGCCCGGGCACAGGCUCAUGCUCGGACGGAUUAUAUCGGGCGCAUGAUGGCUGAGGAGCGCAAGCUCGUGAUCAAGGACCUCUUCAUGCUCGUGCAGACCGUCAACGAAGUCAACAUGGAGCCGAACGGCGCCAGCAUAACGACUAAAAUCCGCCAAGUAGCAUCAACACUCCUGAACCACACAGCCCCAACACCCCCCACAAACCCAUCCUCAAUUACAGACAUCCCUCCCACAUCGACAUCAAAUCAUACAUCCAGCACAGCAGCACCGUUAUCAACACCAGAAACCACAACCUCAACGCCAGGCCCACACGUCCUCACCGCCGCAGAGGCGCAAUCCUACCUUCACGCCUUCAUUGACACCCUCGUCCGACUAGAAUGCCACUCUGCCGUCGCUGCAAAUACAGCGGGAAACAAUGCAAACAGCGACACGAGCCCGCAGAUGAAUGGUCGUGCUAUGAGCUACGGUAGUGAUUAUGAGCGUGACCAGGAGGAGCUGAGUCAGUGGGCUAGUUUGAAGGUCUAUCAGCGGAAGUUUGCAGAGGCUGGGGGUGUUCUUUCGGAGUUAUAA
Messenger RNA from Penicillium riverlandense, 2049 nucleotides. RefSeq lists its product as uncharacterized. Gene Ontology annotation, cellular component: nucleus. NCBI's taxonomy places the organism in Eukaryota, Fungi, Ascomycota, Eurotiomycetes, Eurotiales, Aspergillaceae. The transcript is spliced from 3 exons. The record is from RefSeq and is a predicted model, not a curated record. Gene Ontology annotation, molecular function: DNA-binding transcription factor activity, RNA polymerase II-specific; zinc ion binding; sequence-specific DNA binding. Gene Ontology annotation, biological process: positive regulation of transcription by RNA polymerase II. The coding region runs from base 1 to 2049 and encodes 682 amino acids.